UUUUUUUUUUUUUUUUUUUUUUUGCUUCCCCUUUCCUUUCAACUUCAGAGCCGGUGACACUGUUUAUCUACCUCGGCCAUCUGAUUUCUCAACACACCGUGAACAAAUUAAUUACAGGGUAGGUACCUGUCAAUCAUCGUAUGGGAAACUCUGUACUUUUUCUUCUCCCCUUAUUACCUUACCCUACAUGCCAAUCAAAGUGGUGCCUUUACCCGCACGUAGCCCACCAGCGCUACAGUACAGUUCGUUUUGCCCGCUUGUUUGCUCUGGCAACCACAAAGAUUGUGGACCCCUAAUGGGCUCCAGACUUUUUUUUUUCUUCUCCUCCCUCCUCUUUUUCAGUGUCUUCUGGAGUGCAUCUCGGUUUUUUGUCGUACAAAAGCAACGACCGCGCGGGAAUUGACUCGCUAACGAGGACAAAAAAGGGUUGGGUUUUGUGCACAGAAACAAAUCUGUAAUGAAAUAAACGGCCUGCCAAAAUUUCCCCAAUUCCAAAAUUCCCACUUGGCCGAAGUCUUUUUCUCUUUGCCAGAGAGACGCUACCAACAAAGCAAAACCAAAAAGGCAAACCAAACCACGCUAGCUUACGAUCAGAUACGCCCUACUUUUACGAACCAUUUCAGUAAUGACCCAGAUGACAACCGAGCUUGGAUUCGACCCCGAGAUUUAGAAUUCCUCGCCCGAACGAGUACCCGUCAUCUUUUUUAGGUUCCUUUUGCAGGGUUGCUUCUGCUUUUAAGGAUUUCUCGGUAACCCCCGCGUUGUAUGCAUUGUUGCAACGACAUUGCAAUACAUCCACCUACCAACAAGUCACCUGGGACUUUUGUUUUGUGCUCUCCUCAGUCUCUCUUCACUCUGCCCGUGGGUAAUAUUGGAAAACAACUUGAAUUUCCUCCCCUUUCUUCCGCAAUUCAAUACAGCCCGCAAACAAUCCCACGUGAACCUCAAGCAAGGGCAAUUAAUGUUCUGGUCUGGAAUGUACCUUUUCUGAGGUCGUUCGCAUGCGUGGCCAUAACCGGGACUGCGCCAAGAAUCUCUCGACUUCGACUGCUAUGACUGGGGAGCUAUUAGAUACCAGCUUUGGCAACCGGCAAGCGUGGUCACCUUCUGCACAUUCCUCCCACAGUACACACUCGACGGCCCUCUUACCGAGCCCUGUAUUCGAAGCUUCAGACGAUCAGCAGAGCAGCGGAGCGUUCUGUGUACCUCACCCGGAAGAAGUCGUUUCCCCUCUCGAGGCAACAUUCGAGCAUAUCGGAGGAGAUUCAUCGCCACGAAACUUUGAUUGGAGUGGCUUUGGUCGCCGGGAGUCUUUCAACCAGAUAACUGGACAGGAAUUUGUAAAUAGCCGCAAGAGAACUCGCUUGGCAAGCGACUUCGAGACGUCUUUGUCUGACCCAGCCGCACUCAAACCACUGUCCGACCCUUCGAAUCGACUUCCAUUGUCGCAUCCUAACGGGGACGAGACGAUACCUCGACCCGAGGAGCCGCCGCUUAAAAAGGCGAGAAAGGUCCGGCGUCUCGCCGCCGGACCCGCUGACCAAGGGCAAACCAUAACACCGCCAUCCUCGACCCAUAAAAGGACAUCUCGGCGAAACCCCGCUCCCAAGAUCAACACCGAAAUCGAGACCAUGCAGGAUGCUCAGGGAUUCCAUGAUUUUGCCGGAACGGGCGCCCCGGAUCCAAACGAUAUGCCUGUAUUCGUGACCUCACCGGGUGACAUGUUCGGAUAUCCCUUGUCAGCGCCGGCUUCGGCGUCCCUCUUUCCCGAUCCAAACAUGUGGAAUAACACCGGCGGCUUUUCAGGUCUGGGCCUGGAUAUCGACUUUGGCGCAGCAGGCUCGGGCAUGUUGCAGGGCCAUCACACCUUGAGCCCAACUCAACAUAUUUCCAUGGACCCAUCAGGUUGGGACGCGACAGCCCAGAUGUUCCAGGACUCUAGCAUACAAGCCCAAGAUGGACAGCUUGGACAAACCCAGCCAGAUGUGCAACAUCAUACUCAACCACAGCCCCAGCCUCAGCAGCAACGGGGCGUUUCGCGUUCGCAGAACAAGCAGCAACGACCCACGAAACGUGAACGUCCAAUUGCACCCAAGACAACCACGUCAAGUGCCGACAUAUCGUUCACUGCAGUGUCCGCUUCGCUUCACCAGGUUUCUUUGGGCUUGGAUAGCACAGAACUGUACCAAGGAUCCUUUGACGACCCGUUUUGUAUAUCCCACACGGGUGAGAGCGUGAAUCCUGGUUUGCUGCUCAGUAGACCCUCAUCAGUCAACAUGGACGGCCCGUCAAAUAGAGCGCAGCAGCAGUCACAGGUCCCAGUGAGCUCGGCUUCCUCGGGUAUCCUCCGGCCCUCCUCUCAGGUGCAAGAUUUCGGCAUGUCGAAAGCGCCUAUGCGCGAGCUGGCGCCCUCUAGGCCGGCAAGCAGCAGAUCAAACACAGGGAACCCACCCGCAAAAACCAGCUUGGCUCGCCCCGCUGUUUCUCGAAGCUUUAGUGAACAUAGAAGCCAGAAGAGGACGGGCAGAGCUUCGGGAACCAACAAAAUGCCCGUUAUCGCACCAGCCACGCAAAGGCCCUUGCAACCUCCUCCUCAACUUCAACCGCAGCAGCCGCCACAGCGGCCUCGCAGUCGACCAUCGUCAACCGGUAGCAUGCGAUCUUCAGGCCGGUCUUCACCAUUCAAAGACCAUCAACAUUGCCGUCUGUCGAGCUUGAAUUCCAUCCCCGAGGCAUCACCCCAGCCGCAGCUCGCGUUUAGGCCGACACUCGCGAGGAUUACCAUAAACGCGGAUGGACAUGCCAGCGUGGAGAAGGUACUCCCAAGCAGACGGACACGCUCGGCGCGAUCGGCACGCUCUGCUCGCUCGGCUGAUGACGAGUACGACGACUAUGCUUCUUCGACCGAUGACGAGGAAAUUGUAAUUCCGGCCAAAUGCAGCAGGCCUCGAUCAUAUGCUCUCCCUGACUCUUUGGAGGUGUCCGGCUCCAGGCCAAGGUGGCAGGAGGCUGGCGGCCGGCUGUUGCCUCACGAGAUUUGUCUCCAGAAUGACGAAGAAAGCGAAGCUGAGACGGUGAUAAAUGACGGUGCUGGUGGUGCCGAGAGUGAACUCAGGAGAUUGAGGCAGCGACAGACGGCUAACCACGGCAGCCCCAAGAAGCUGAAAAUCUCGGCCACCCGCAGUUUCAGCGGACAUCAUUCACACCCUGCCUUGUUAUCCCCGGCGACAAUGACCGAGAUGAGCCUGCCAACGCCAUCGUCGCGAAACCGUGUUCGGUGCGUUUGCGCCGGCAGCCCCGGAGGCGAGCAAACAGUCGACGGACUUAUGGUGCAAUGUCAAUCGUGCGAGAUGUGGCUUCACGGAAAGUGCAUUAACGUGAACAAGCGCAACAUGCCGUCUGUGUACAUCUGCUCGUUUUGUGCAGAGACCCCGAGGAACCGAAGGAAUGUGGCUCUGGGAGCAUCUUCACCUCUGGCGCACAAGUCUUUCACCAAGUUUCGGUGAGGCAGUAUAGCGCGAUAUAGAACCAACAUGUGGGUCUUGUUCUUUGGCAAUAGUAUAUCUUUUUUGGUCGGCUCAUUGUGGCCCAAAGAGGUGUGAAUCCUCUCUGUGAUGAUCAUUAUAAGCAGACGUCCUCAUGAACUUGGACUCUGCUUUUCCUGAUUUGUUUGCCGGUUGUUUUUGGAGUUAAGGGCACAAUGCGGGCAUAGACACGCGGUCCAUGGGAUGACAUACAAAUGAUAAACAAUGGAGGGUGGCCAAGGCAAUGGCGAUACCCAAACAUAUACGUUGCAUGAGUUGGCUGUGGGAAUUUUGAACUUGUCUGGAUGAACGGGCAGCAAUGCAUAGCAUAUAGCAUAACAUGUCUAUAUAUAGUUGCCAAAGGUAACUGGGAUUUCAUCAAUCGUUUAUUGUAAGCUGCAA
Molecule: messenger RNA, 3926 nt
Organism: Pyricularia oryzae 70-15
Lineage: Eukaryota; Fungi; Ascomycota; Sordariomycetes; Magnaporthales; Pyriculariaceae
Exons: 3
Coding region: 1002-3506 (834 amino acids)
Source: RefSeq, a predicted model, not a curated record